AUGGCGGAUGGAAAUGUAUGUGAUGUGAAGGUCGAUACUUUGUCGCGAUCAUAUGAUCUCCAGGGAAAUGUAUGUGAUGUGAAUGUCGGUGUUUUGUCGCGAUCAUGUGAUCUCCAGGGAAAUGUAUGUGUUGUGAAGGUCGGUGUUUUGUCGCGAUCAUAUGACCUCCAGGGAAAUGUAUGUGAUGUGAAGGUCGCUGUUUUGUCGCGAUCAUGUGAUCUCCAGGGAAAUGUAUGUGAUGUGAAGUUCGAUACUUUGUCGCGAUCAUAUGAUCUCCAGGGAAAUUUAUGUGAUGUGAAGGUCGAUGUUUUGUCGCGAUCACAUGAUCUCCAGGGAAAUGUAUGUGAUGUGAAUGUCGGUGUUUUGUCGCGAUCAUGUGAUCUCCAGGGAAAUGUAUGUGAUGUGAAGUUCGAUACUUUGUCGCGAUCAUAUGAUCUCCAGGGAAAUUUAUGUGAUGUGAAGGUCGAUGUUUUGUCGCGAUCAUGUGAUCUCCGGGGAAAUGUAUGUGAUGUGAAGGUCGAUGUUUGGUGGCGAUCAUAUGAUCUCCAGGGAAAUGGAUGUGAUGUGAAGGUCGGUGUUUUGUCGCGAUCACAUGAUCUCCAGGGAAAUGUAUGUGAUGUGAAUGUCGGUGUUUUGUCGCGAUCAUAUGAUCACCAGGGAAAUGUAUGUGAUGUGAAGGUCGAUGGUUUGUGGCGAUCAUAUGAUCUCCAGGGAAAUAUAUGUGAUGUAAAUGUCGGUGUUUUGUCGCGAUCAUAUGAUCUCCCGGGAAAUGUAUGUGAUGUGAAGGUCGAUGUUUUGAGGCGAUCAUCUGAUCUCCAGGGAAAUGUAUGUGAUGUGAAGGACGAUGUUUUGUCGCGAUCAUGUGAUCUCCAGGGAAAUGUAUGUGUUGUGAAGGUCGGUGUUUUGUCGCGAUCAUAUGAACUCCAGGGAAAUGUAUGUGAUGUGAAGGUCGCUGUUUUGUCGCGAUCAUGUGAUCUCCAGGGAAAUGUAUGUGAUGUGAAGGACGAUGUUUUGUCGCGAUCAUGUGAUCUCCAGGGAAAUGUAUGUGUUGUGAAGGUCGAUGUUUUGUCGCGAUCAUAUGAUCUCCAGGGAAGUGUAUGUGAUGUGAAGGUCGAUACUUUGUCGCGAUCAUAUGAUCUCCAGGGAAAUUUAUGUGAUGUGAAGGUCGAUGUUUUGUCGCGAUCACAUGAUCUCCAGGGAAAUGUAUGUGAUGUGAAUGUCGGUGUUUUGUCGCGAUCAUAUGAUCUCCCGGGAAAUGUAUGUGAUGUGAAGGUCGAUGUUUGGUGGCGAUCAUAUGAUCUCCAGGGAAAUGGAUGUGAUGUGAAGGUCGAUGUUUUGUGGCGACCAUAUGAUCUCCAGGGAAAUGUAUGUGAUGUGAAGGUCGAUGUUUUGUCGCGAUCAUGUGAUCUCCAGGGAAAUGUAUGUGAUGUGAAGGUCGAUGUUAUUGAUUACGCUCUUUAG
Messenger RNA from Mizuhopecten yessoensis (Yesso scallop), 1461 nucleotides. Its product is annotated as fibropellin-1-like. The transcript is spliced from 2 exons. The record is from RefSeq and is a predicted model, not a curated record. Bases 1 to 1461 code for a protein of 486 amino acids. NCBI's taxonomy places the organism in Eukaryota, Metazoa, Mollusca, Bivalvia, Pectinida, Pectinidae.